UCUCCUCUCUCUGCAGGCCACAAACAGCCCUUCUGUUGAUGCUCUGAAACGUCUCCAUAGAGCAGCUGGAGAAGACGUCUCAGCUGCAUGUGGCAUGUCGUUCUCUGGAUCCUGGAAGAUCUUCUGCAGGGAAAACUGUGAAAGGGGAAACAUUCUGAUCCAAACCAGAGAGAACAAAGCUCAAACAGAACGAUACAGCAUUGAAUACCUUAAAGAGUUUUCAUCAGACAUUUACGUUUUCUAUGUGAAGAUCUCCAAACUAAAGCCGUCUGACUCAGGACUGUACAGAUGUGGUUUGGGCGACUCUUCAUCCGCCAUGAUCUACCAGGAGUUCAGACUCAUCAUUGCAGAAGCCUCCGGUUCAGAUUCAGCUCAUUUAACCUCCACACCAGCAGCACCACUGAGCUCCAACUACAGUCUCACACCUUCAGCUUCCACUGAAACCACUAAUCAGUCGGUUCUGGUCCGGCAGAGGCCAACAUCUGAAGAAAUGUCCACAGAGCUUCUGCUGGUUGCAGCUCUGACUCUGACCCUCUCUGGCAUCCUGCUAUCUGGGGCUUUGCUGGUUCUCUGCAGAAAAAGAUGCCACAAACAUCUGGAAGGUAUGAAUUCUAGAGGAGGACCACGCAGAAAUGAUCAGCAGGUAGCAGGGCUAGAAGAGGCUGAAUUGCACAUAAGGAGUGUCCUUGGGAUGAGCGGGAGGGGAUCGGACAUGUAG
Cyprinodon tularosa is the source of this 718-nucleotide messenger RNA. RefSeq lists its product as uncharacterized. Gene Ontology annotation, molecular function: transmembrane signaling receptor activity. The transcript has 7 exons. The coding region runs from base 95 to 718 and encodes 207 amino acids. Gene Ontology annotation, cellular component: plasma membrane. The record is from RefSeq and is a predicted model, not a curated record. Lineage: Eukaryota; Metazoa; Chordata; Actinopteri; Cyprinodontiformes; Cyprinodontidae.